UUCGAUUUAUUUCUGUCGGCCAAAUUGUGUUUGAUUCGGCAAUGGAUAAAAACAGUUGGAGGGCGCCUCAAGGCCAGAUGGCUCAGGGUCCUCCUCAAGGUGGUCAAGUAGGCGGCAGUGGAGAAGUAUCGGCUGUCCCAAAUCCAGCUCCGCCCGCUACUAUUGACAGCGGCGAUUGGAGGACUCAACUCCAAGCUGAUUCUCGUCAAAGAAUCGUAAAUAAGAUAUGUGCUCACAUGUGCAGAAUGGAGACUUUGAAGAGGCACCUGCCAUUCUCUGGACAAGAGGGGCUGCAAGAACUUAAGAAAAUUGCUGUGAGGUUUGAGGAAAAGAUUUAUACUGCAGCAACUAGCCAGUCAGAUUAUCUGAGAAAGAUAUCUUUGAAGAUGCUGACAAUGGAAACUAAGUCCCAAAAUCCCAUGGCUAAUCCACUACAAGCUAAUGCUGCCAAUGCAAGCAAAAAUCCUCCAGACCAAGCUGUCCAUGGCAUGCAAUCCCAAAUUCAGAACCAGCCACUUCCCAUGCCAGUGGUGAGCAGCCAAUCACAAUCCCGACAACAGCUGUUACCACAAAACAUGCAGACUAAUAUGACAUCAACGGGAGUCCAGAAUUCUGCUAUUUUGGCUUCUACACUUCCAACUGCUGGUAAUUUGCAGCAGGCUCCCAUGCCUAAUAUUGGUCAGAACUCCAAUUUGCAGAACAUGCAGAGUGUUCCCAGUGUUUCUCAGAACCCAGUAGGGAGUUCCAUGGGACAGGUGAUGCCUUCAAAUGUUUUCACUAAUUCUCAAAGACAGAUGCAGGCUGGACAACAACAGGUUGUUCCCUUGCAGCAACACCAGCAGACACAGAAUCCACAGCAUUAUCUUUAUCAACAACAGCUGCAGCAUCAGUACAUGAAACAAAAGUUACAACAAGGAGGAGGAAUGGCACAGCCCCUUAUGCAAUCUCAUAUCCAGCAGCAGCAGCAGCAAAAUCUUUUGCAACCAACUCAAAUUCAAACCUCCCAGCAAGUUGUUAUGCAGCCAUCUGUAAUGCAGUCAGCUCCUCUAUCUGGCCUCCAGCAGAAUCAACAGUCUUCUAUGCAACAAGUGACUCAACCAGUAAUUCAGCAGCAGUCUCAAGCAGUUUUGAGGCAGCAGCAACAGCAGCAGCAACAGCAGCAGCAACAACAGCAGCAACAGUCGCAACAGGCUUCCAUGUUGCAUCAGCAGCAAACCUCCAUGGCUCAACAGCCAUUACUGCCUGCAGCACAGCAGCCACAUCAACAACAGCAGCAGCUGAUUGGGCAGCAGCCUGGUGCUACAAAUAUUCAACACAACCAGCUCAUUGGCCAACAGAAUAGCAUGCCUGAUAUGCAGCAACAGCAACAAAGGCUGAUAGGCCAGCAGAACAAUAUGCAGCAGCAGCAGCAGCUAAUUGGUCAACAGAACAGCCUUUCGAGUAUGCAUCAACAACAAUUGGCCCCUCAAAGUAGCGUUUCUGGGCUCCAUCAGCAGUCAAUGCUAGGGACUCAACCUGGUAACUCUGCCCUGCCAACAAGUCAGCAUUCUGUCGUCAUGUUACAGCAAUCUAAGGUUGCGGUACAGCAACAAAUGCAGCAGAAUGCAACAGCAUUGCUACCAAGCCAAAAUCAACAGCCACAGCAACCGCAGCAACAGAUGGUAUCACAGAUUCAAGCACAACCAGGGGGCCUACAACAUAUGCAGCAGCAGUCAAAUGCGUUGCAAAGAGAUAUGCAGCAAAAUAUUCAACCUACAGGUUCUUUGCUUCAACAGCAGAAUGUUGUAGAACAGCAGAAGCAGUUAUUUCAGCCACAAAGAGCCCAUCCUGAGGCAUCAUCAACUUCGUUAGAUUCAACAGCUCAGACGGGGAAUGCAAGUGGUGGAGAUUGGCAGGAGGAGGUUUAUCAAAAGAUUAAAUCCAUGAAGGACAUGUAUUUCCUGGAAUUAAAUGACAUGUACAUGAAAAUUGCUGGAAAGCUGCAACAGCAUGAUUCUCUUCCUCAACAACCAAGAAAUGAGCAGCUUGAAAAGCUCAAAUUCUUUAAGCUCAUGCUGGAACGCCUAAUAGGAUUCUUGCGAUGUACCAAGAAUGACAUUCAGAUCAGUCACAAGGAGAAGUUGGCUUCCAUUGAAAAACAGAUAAUCAAUAUUCUUACUACAAAUCGGCCCCGGAGGCCCGUUUCUUUGCAACAAGUGCAACUUGCCCAACAGCAAAUGUCCAACAUGCAGCACUCUCAGCCUCAGACUCAAAUUCCUCAAAUACAGCCCCAGGAAAAUCAAAUGAACCAACAGAUGCAGCCAAUGAAUGUACAGAGUUCCAUAACACCAAUGCAGCCAAGUAGCUUGACCAGCCUGCAGCAGAACACAUUGUCCUCUGUGCCAUCAGUUUCGAAUUUGCAACAGAAUAUGAUGAGUACCCUACAGCCUGCUUCGACUUUGGACCCAGGACAAAGUAAUACUCACCCGUUGCAGCAGGUAGCUAUAAGCUCUUUACAGCAGAAUACUGCCAGUGGUCCUCAAACAAUGAACAUAAAUUCUUUAUCAUCGCAAAGUGGCAUGACUGCGCUGCAAUCAAACCUCAAUAAUGCUCUACAGCCUAAUUCGACUAUGAUUCAGAACCAGCAGCUUAAAAAACAGGAGCAGCAAAUGUUGCAAACCCAGCAAUUGAAACAACAAUUGCAUCCCCGUCAGAUGCAGCAGCAGCUUUUGCAAAGACAACAGCUAAUGCAACAACAACAGCAGCAGCAACAGCACCAACAAAUGAAGCCACAGCAGCAGCCUUCACAGCUGCCCGGACACCAAAUGUCACCACUACAUCAGGUAACUGAUUCAAGUGACUUGAAGGUGAGACCGCAGAUAAGUGUUAAAUCAAGUGUUUUCCAGCAAUUCCAUACCAACAGCCAGCGAGCAGCGUAUCAUCACCAACAGUUGAAGUCGGGAAGCCCAUUUCCUAUUUCUUCACCGCAAGUCCUUCAGGCAGCAUCGCCUCAGGUUCCCCCGCAUGGUUCGCCUCAAAUUGAUCAGCAGAGUAUGCUGACAUCUAUAGCAAAGACUGGAACUCCAUUGCAGACUGCAAAUUCACCCUUUGUGGUCCCAUCUCCUUCGACUCCCUUGGCUCCGUCACCUAUGCCUGGCGAGUCAGAAAAACUAAAUUCUGGCAUUUCAUCCCUCUCAAAUGCUGGAAAUAUUGGACCCUCACAUGCAAUUACUGUGUCUGCAGCAGCCCAAUCACUAGCAAUUGGCACUCCUGGGAUAUCAGCUUCGCCAUUGCUUGCAGAAUUUACGAGUUUGGAUGGAGCUCAUGUCAGCACAUCAACUGCAAUGCCAUGCAAGCCACAUACUGUCGAGAAGCCGCAUGAACGGUUGAUUAAAGCGGUAAAAUCAAUUUCAAAUAAAGCAUUGGUUGCCUCCAUUGAUGAUAUAAGCUCAGUUGUCAGUAUGGUUGAUAGGAUAGCUGGAUCUGCACCAGGCAAUGGAUCAAGAGCUGCUGUUGGUGAGGAUUUGGUCGCAAUGACAAAAUGUCGCUUGCAAGCAAGAAACUUUUUCACACAAGAUGGACCUACUGGAACAAAGAAAAUGAGGCGCUCUACGAGUGCAAUGCCUUCCAAUGUUGUUUCACCUGUUGGUAGUGUGAAUGACAGUAUGAGGCAGUUAAACGGUUCUGAUGCCUUUGAAUUGGAAUCCACAGCUACAUCAAGUAUCAAAAGGGCAAGGAAUGAGGCCAACCAUGCCCUUGUGGAAGAGAUACAUGAGAUAAAUCGACACCUCAUAGAUACUGUGGUUGAUAUCAGCGAUGAAGAUGUUGAUCCAAUUGCAGUAGCUGCAGCUGAUGGUGGUGAAGGGACCAUUGUCAAGUGCUCUUUCAGUGCUGUAGCUCUUAGCCCAAACCUGAAAUCACAGUAUGCUUCAGCACGGAUGUCACCAAUUCAGCCUCUGCGAUUGCUCAUUCCAACUAAUUAUCCUGAUUCCUCUCCUAUACUCUUGGACAAGUAUCCUGUUGAAGUUAGCAUCAAUUGGAUCUCUUCACUGAGAUUGUAUCAAAUAAAUCUUAUGUGCAGUAAAGAGUAUGAAGAUCUUUCUAUUAAAGCCAGGUCCAAGUUCAGUAUAUCACUGAGAAGUCUUUCACAGCCUAUGUCACUUUCGGAGAUGGCAAGGACGUGGGACAUUUGUGCUCGUGCAGUUAUUUCAGAAUUUGCACAACAAAGUGGUGGAGGAACUUUCAGCUCAAAAUAUGGGACUUGGGAGAACUGUGUGAGUGCAGUUUAGUGAUCAGCGGUAUUUCAAGUGGAACUACAGGAAUUAGAAUGAUAAUGAUUUGGACAAUCGUACUUUCAGCUGUUUCUUUUCAAUGAAGUUUGCAUUGAUCAUGAUUGUUUAUAGCUUCUCAAUGAAGGUUGUAGAACCCAAUGGCAGUAGAGAUACAAAACCAUCUAGUAUACAAUUGGGAAGGUAAAACUUUGUACUGCAUGUGAGUAUUCUGAGUGUCAGUUGAGUAAUUAUUCUAAAUAGUGCUAAAUGCUGAAUUUAUUGCGAAGUGUGUCACAAUUUCAUUGUUUUGUACUGGUUUCUGAAAACAAAUUUCUUGGUUGUGUGGCAAUGGUUAAGAUAAAUGAAUGUAGUAUUUAUUUAUUUA
Molecule: messenger RNA, 4635 nt
Organism: Coffea arabica (coffee)
Lineage: Eukaryota; Viridiplantae; Streptophyta; Magnoliopsida; Gentianales; Rubiaceae
Source: RefSeq, a predicted model, not a curated record